AUGAAUUUUCACCUGAUGGCCUCGACUUUUGAAAGCGAACAAUCUAAGAGUGCAAAUGGAAUUGGAGAGCUUAUUUCGGAGUACAAUAUGCUUCUAAAGGAACGCCCGUACAGAACAAAGAUAAUUACAGGCGUGAUAUUGGCGAUUGUUGGUGAUUUCAUUGCACAGCUGCGCGACGAUGAUCCGUACGACGUUAAUCGUGCAGCCGCAUUUGCUGUUUUCGAUGGUUGUUAUCGAACCGUCCAACAAGUGACAUAUCCGCCACUCAUCGCAGAGUUUCAAGGCCAGCAUAUUCUUGGACUGCUCGAAAGCCUUGGUUAUGCGUCAUUCCCAGUCUCCUCUGCAGUGCUUGGUCCACUCGAACAAACGCUAAUUAGCCAGCUGGUAAUUAUACCGACAAUAUAUUACCCUGUUUUCUUCACCAUCACUGGAAUCGUUCAAGGAUUAAGUUUCCAAGAGACACUGGAAAGAGCGAAGAAGACUUUUAUUCCUUUGAUGAAACGGAAUCUUUUGUUCUGGAUCCCAGUUCAGUUUGUGGCGUUUGCGUACAUUCCGCAAGACCAACAAAUAUCAGUCCUUAUUGUAUGCGGAUUGCUUUGGACGGUUAUUUUAUCAGUAUCUGCAGGAGCAAUAAAGACAGAUGAUAGCGAACGCGACAGGAGACCGCUUCCAGAGGUGGGAAUGUCUGACGUCAACAAUGCGGGUGAGAGUACCACUAUCAUGGAGAAGUACGAAAGUGAAACGGUCAAAAGAUGA
Molecule: messenger RNA, 756 nt
Organism: Cylindrotheca closterium
Lineage: Eukaryota; Bacillariophyta; Bacillariophyceae; Bacillariales; Bacillariaceae
Source: the annotation of a GenBank genome assembly